GUGUAGUAUCAAUAGAAACCAAACACACACAUAAACACACACACACAGAGCGAGAGCAGACAGCAGAUUGAACAGACUUACAGAUGGUGAGCAGUCAAUCAGCGUGACCCUGUGGUCAAAAUGCUACUUGGCCUCGUCUUCCUCUGCUUCGUCUCUCCAGUGCUGUCGUUGAGCUGCUAUGUGUGCACUUUUUCUCUAACCAAUGACGAAUGCAACGUCAACACGCAAGAAUGUCAAGCACCGCUGGACACGUGCAUGACAGUCAUUGACACUUUAGGUCAAACAAAAGCCAUCGUGAAGCAGUGUGCCAGCAAGGCCACCUGCAACGGAGCUGCUUCCACCGCUUUUGUUGAUGAAAAUGGAAACGGGAACGCGGUCAACUGCUGCAAUACUCACAACUUAUGCAACUUCAGUGGGUCAGAGUCUGUUCAUGCAAGAAGACUUGCCUUUGUACUACUUGUACCUGCAUGUGCGCUGUUGUUGUGGUAAUUAUAAGAGGUGGGAAUCUUUUGGCAUCUCACGAUUUGAUUCAGAAUCAAUUCUCGAUUCAUUUCUAUUCAUCUAAUAUAUCAUUUGGUACAUGAAUUAUAAUAAAACCUUUGAAAACAGGUUAGAGGUUACAAAAUCUUUCUUGGCUGCUGCCCUACGGCUUAUAGUGCAUGUCAUUGAAUUUUUUUUGAUUAUUUCAUUAAAAAGAGAAAAAGAAAGAAAACAGAAAGGAUAUACAUUUACAAAUCGAUUGAGAAGACCGAAAUACAAUACCAAUAAAAGGAAAUCAAAAUGAUCAAAACCUACAAUACCAAUAAUGGUUGUUUAAUGUAAAAAUCGGUUCUAAGUUUCCAAACCCCGUUUCCAUAUGAGUUGGGAAAUUGUGUUAGAUGUAAAUAUAAAUGGAAUGCAAUGAUUUGCAAAUGAUUUUCAACCCAUAUUCAAUUGAAUAUGCUACAAAGACAACAUAUUUGAUGUUCAAACUGAUAAACAUUUUUUUUGCAAAUAAUCAUUAACUUUAGAAUUUGAAGGCAGCAACACGUGACAAAGAAGUUGGGAAAGAUGGCAAUAAAUACUGAUAAAGUUGAGAAAUGCUCAUCAAACACUUAUAUGGAUACAUCCCACAGGUGUGCAGGCUAAUUGGGAACAGCUGGGUGCCAUGAUUGGGUAUAAAAGCAGCUUCCAUGAAAUGCUAAGUAAUUCACAAACAAGGAUGGGGCGAGGGUCACCACUUUGUAAGCAAACUGUCAAACAGUUUUAAAACAACAUUUCUCAACGAGCUAUUACAAGGAAUUUAGGGAUUUUACCAUCUAUGGUCCGUAAAAUCAUCAAAAAGUUCAGAGAAUCUGGAGAAAUCACUGCACGUAAGCGAUGAUAUUACGGACUUUUGAUCCCUCAGGCGGUACUGCAUCAAAAAAUGACAUCAGUGUGCAAAUGAUAUCACCACGUGGGCUCAGGAACACUUCAUAAAACCACUGUCAGUAACUACAGUUGGUCACUACAUCUGUAAGUGCAAGUUAAAACUCUACUAUGCAAAGCGAAAGCCAUUCAUCAACAACACAAAGGAACGCCGCCAGCUUCGCUGGGCCCGCGCUCAUCUAAGAUGGACUGAUGCAAAGUGGAAAAGUGUUCUGUGGUCUGACGAGUCCACAUUUCAAAUUAUAUAUGGAAAUUGUGGAUGUAAUGUGUCCUCCGGAACAAAGAGGAAAAUAACCCUCUGGAUUGUUAUAGGCGCAAAGUUCAAAAGCCAGCAUCUGUGAUGGUAUGGGGGUGUAUUAGUGCCCAAGGCAUGGGUAACUUACACAUCUGUGAGGGCACCAUUAACAUAUGUUGUUUUGGAACAACAUAUGUUGUCAUCCAAGCAACGUUAUCAUGGACGCCCCUGCUUAUUUCAACAAGACAAGUGUUACAACAGCAUGGUUUCGUAAAAAAAGAGUGCAGGUACUUUCCUGGCCCGCCUGCAGUCCAGACCUGUCUCCCAUCGGCGCAUUAUGAAGCCUAAAAUACGACAGCGAAGACCCCGGAAUGUUGAAUGACUGAAGAUCUGCAUAAAACAAGAAUGGGAAAGAAUUCCACUUUCAAAGCUUCAACAAUUAGUUCCCAAACAUUUUUUGAGUGUUGUUAAAAGAAAAGGUGAUGUAACACAGUGGUGAACAUGCCCUUUCCCAACUACUUUGGCACGUGUUGCAGCCAUGAAAUUCUAAGUUAAAUAUUAUUUGCAAAAAAAAAAAUAAAGUUUAUAAGUUUGAACAUCAAAUAUCUUGUCUUUGUAGUGCAUUCAAUUGAAUAUGGGUUGAAAAGGAUUUGCAAAUCAUUGUAUUCUGUUUAUAUUUACAUCUAACACAAUUUCCCAACUCAUAUGGAAACCGGGGUUGUAUAUCAAAACAUUGAAAUAAAAUAUAUCUAACAUUUAUUAAUUUUUUAAAAAUUGAUUCUUGAAAAGUAAGAAUCAAUUUGGAAUUGGAAUGAAUAAAAAUCGCAAUCUGGAUGUUUAUUGAUUUUUUUCAGCACCACUAGUAAUUAGGCUGACAUUUCAUGUCCAAUUGUGUUGAAAUCACUUGCUUUAAAUUGUACGUCACGUCAGAUAUAAUUGUGUGGAGUUGGCUCUAGGCUUUCUAUGGCCCCAUUUCGGACUCUUAAUUUUGAUUUCACAAGUUGCUAAUGAAUGCAGCUGAGAUAGGCUCCAGGGACCCCACGCGACCCCAAACGGGACAAGCGGUAGGAAAUGGAUGGAUGGAAGUUGCUAAAUAAACUGAACCCUCCAAGGCCCCAAAGGUCACUGCUAGUUAUUGAAAAUAUAAACAUAGUGAAUCUAAAUUGACUUGAACAUAGAGUCUUUCUGAUCUAGUGGUUGUAGGCCUUGCAAUUUUCACAUGAACAAUUUUACAAUCAUAAAAGGCAACUAAAUCCCAUACAGUUAUGGCUCUGAUGCAGGAAUUCUUAAAUGUCUUGUAAUUAUUGUACAUCAGAGCUAUUUAAUUGUUGCAUUUUUUUGUAUUUAGUGUAUUAGAUUCUGCAACUAGUAUUUGGAACCCGCUGUACGCAAUAUCUGAAGUGCAUGGAAAAAAGCAUUUCACUGUGGUGUGGUCUGCAUGUGACAAAUAAAACUUGAACCUUGAACCUUGA
Messenger RNA from Nerophis ophidion (straightnose pipefish), 3114 nucleotides. Its product is annotated as prostate stem cell antigen-like. The coding region runs from base 121 to 489 and encodes 122 amino acids. Lineage: Eukaryota; Metazoa; Chordata; Actinopteri; Syngnathiformes; Syngnathidae. The transcript has 3 exons. The record is from RefSeq and is a predicted model, not a curated record.